This is a messenger RNA of Platichthys flesus (European flounder), 1634 nucleotides long. RefSeq lists its product as uncharacterized. Bases 164 to 1024 code for a protein of 286 amino acids. Lineage: Eukaryota; Metazoa; Chordata; Actinopteri; Pleuronectiformes; Pleuronectidae. The record is from RefSeq and is a predicted model, not a curated record. The transcript is spliced from 10 exons.
CCGGAGAGCAGAGUUUGGCCCACAUUCCAGGUGGAGACUUCAGUGCCAAAGUUCAGUCCAGGUCUGUGAGCGGCAGAUCUCACUCCACCCAGUGGUUCGAACGCGCAAAGCACAGGAAACACACCCAAUGAUUUCACUAACAUCAUGAGCAUUUUCACAACGCAUGGAGCCUCUGGUCCCUCUCACAAUGAAGCUGCCGGCUCUAAUUUAUCUGAGUCUCAUAUUGAUCCUGACCUCCUUCUCAAAAGGUCAAAAAUGGGAUAUCAAUCUCGAUCAACGCAUUAAUGCAACAAAGGGCUCAACUGUGAUCAUACAGUGCACAUUUACUUAUCCGAAAGAAUACCACACCAGUGGUGUUCUGGUUUACUGGAAAAGACGUGAGAGAAGCAGCUUCAAUACCGGAGACAAUGACAAAAACCAGUUUGUCUGUCAUACGAAUGAAACGUUCGUGGUGGAGAAAUACAGAGGAAACACAAAGCUAAUCGGAAAAAAUGAUGAAGGAAACUGCUCCCUCAAGAUUCGGAAUGUCACCUACAAUGAACCGAGUCUCUAUGUGAGACUCAUCGCAAAGGGUCAAAACUACAGCUUCGUAAGGAAACCUGUGUCCAUUUCAGUGUCUGGUGUUGCACCUGUCUUUCCCAGCCAAGGUACAAACCCCCCAUUAUUCACCGUCGAAACCACAAUCAUACCUAUGAUCGAGGACAACUCAACCCUGUAUGCAGCCAUCACUGUUCCACUUUCUGUUCUUCUCCUCUUUGUCGUCGUCGUUGCUGCAGUUUGCUGUCACAAAAAGUGCAAAAAGUCACAAUCUUUCACCAGGGAGGAAUCUGGAUACUAUGCAAAUUUUAGCAGAGCAUCAGAGGACCCAGCCCAAAGAGUGGUAUCCUGUGAAAAUCAACAAAGCAAAACAUUUUCUGAACCGAAAAAUAUUGAUGAGCCCAUCUACGCCAACACCGAGGCCCUUACAGAUCAGGUGGAAGAGGAUCACGUACAAAAUGUGUACGGAAAUGUAGAUUACUCAUAAUUUGCACAAUAGCUGAAUUUCAUAAUUCUAUUUAGUCUUAAACCUUUGUCUCAAUUGCAACCUUUGAAUUCUGCUUUGUUUGGGGUUUUGUUCAUGUAUGUGAAACAUCCUCUAGUUCAGGGGUUCUCAAACUUUUGCAAGCUGGGCCCCCCCAAAGCUGGUAAGGGGUAGUUGGCCCCCCGCACCGCCCACCACCACCGCCCUCAACUACACCACAAUAUAUAGGUAAAUAGAUAGUUUGGAGACAGUGCUAUGCUUGGAGAUGGUGGAUUGUUGUUGCUGGAGGCCAUCACGUUUACCUUUUAAAGAAGUCCACAGGCUUCUCUUUCAAGUCGGGGUGUUUGGUGUCGAUGUGCCUUUUUAAAUUGCAUGGCUUCAUGUUGUCAUUUGCCAGCACCUCGGCACACAAAACACACGGAGGACUUUGCUCAGUUGUGCCAGUGACGGUGAAACCAAACUGCAAAUAGGUCUCGUCAUAUUUGCAAAGCUUUGGCUUCUUCGCAACUGGCGCAUCAGUUGCCUGACUUUUAUGAAUCAGAAACUUGUCCAUAGAUGUGUUUGUUAGCUGAUACAGUGUGUGUGAUGUUAAUAAAGUUCUAAUUGCAACGUU